Messenger RNA from Rotaria sp. Silwood2, 987 nucleotides. The record is from the annotation of a GenBank genome assembly. NCBI's taxonomy places the organism in Eukaryota, Metazoa, Rotifera, Eurotatoria, Philodinida, Philodinidae.
AUGCAACCACCAUGUGCUCUUUGCAGCACAUUGUUACCAAUACUGGAGAAAUAUUCUUCAUUGGAAUUAAUUGAAGCAAUUGAUCUUCAAAAGGAUGACAUUUGUACUUUUGUUUCAUUUGUUAGUAAUUGGCCUCAAACACAUAUAUGCGCAUUUUGUGAAAAUCGUGGUCUUAUUGUUAUACGACAAGUAUUUGAAUCAGCUAAAAAUACACGAAUGUUACUAUUAUCAAUUGCACAUGCAUUAUUUGUUAUUUUAACAAAUUUACGUCAUCAUUUAAAUAUAGAUAUUAUAAAAAAUUUUCUAUUACCAAUUCGUUCACAUGCCAUACGUUAUAUGUGUUUAUUAUCUGAUAAUGAAUUACGUUUAUAUUUAUAUUUAACAACAACAUUUCGACAACGUUCAACAUCAUCAACAGGUGUUAUAUCACCAUAUAAUACAAAACAUCAUCAUACAAUACAAUUUCAACGUUAUCAUUUUGAUCAUUUAAUGUUAACAUUAGCAUUAAAAUAUUUAACAUGUUCAACAUUAACAAUACGUUUAACUGGUCUAUCACAUAUAACAAAUCAAAUUCAACAAUGUCUUGAUUAUACACAAUAUCGUCGUCAUCAAUCGAUGGCAGCAGCUAAAUCCGAUGGUGAAGAUGAUACAACACAAAAAUUAACUAAUGAUGCAUCAGCAACAAGUUCAACGAAUGAUAAUGAUGAAUAUUCAUCACAUAAUCAUCAUGAACGUAAAUUAGCUAAUUGGAUUAUUGAGAAUAAAAUUAUUGAUUAUUUAUUUGGACCUAAUCUACAUACAGAAUUACUUAAACAAUGUUUAACUAUAUUAAUUUUUUUAGCAUCAAAUAAUCUUUUAACUGUUAAACAUAUUGAUUUAAUAUGGUCAUGUGUAUCAUUAACACAUUGUAGUCGACAUAUAUUAGAUUUAUUAAUGAAUUUAGGACAAAAAAAUUUAAGUAUACAUCUACUUAGUCAUUUAUUAUAA